Messenger RNA from Chaetomium strumarium, 2300 nucleotides. RefSeq lists its product as uncharacterized. Bases 359 to 2119 code for a protein of 586 amino acids. The transcript has 3 exons. Gene Ontology annotation, biological process: regulation of DNA-templated transcription. The record is from RefSeq and is a predicted model, not a curated record. Gene Ontology annotation, molecular function: DNA-binding transcription factor activity, RNA polymerase II-specific; zinc ion binding. NCBI's taxonomy places the organism in Eukaryota, Fungi, Ascomycota, Sordariomycetes, Sordariales, Chaetomiaceae.
CUUGAAACGGCGCAGGCAUUCCACAACCACGCACGCGGGAAUAGGGCGGGAAACUUGGGCUGAUUCAAAUCUCUAUCGCAUUCACCUAUCUACGAGACGCGCACAACACGAGCCUCGAGGUAACGUAACGCAACUACCACCUGCUGUCAGCCUGGCGGCCUCAUCUUGAGAGCAAAGCCAAUGCCCUUAUUAGAAUACUUAUUCAGCACGUCGUUUCCCCAUCGUGCACAGCCCAGCUACAACAUCCGGAAGUUAAAAGUUGAAAGCUAAAUUCAGAGUCCACGCUGCGAUCGUUAGACUUCUCUGAUCCGGUACGGAGUACUGAGGUGGAGGGUACUCAGUGCUACCUCACAGGAAAAUGGUGGGCGUUCCCGGGCGGUCCAAGGCGUGUCACACGUGCAGGUCGAGAAAGAUCAGGUGCGACGGCGAUCUCCCGAGCUGUCGGAACUGCGUAAAGUCCCGCCGCGUAUGCACCGGUUACCAGCGCAAGCAUGCCUUCAUUCUGUCCAGGGACAUGCCGGGCGACCCUUCAUCCCAGCUCCCCUCGCUGGACGAGUCUGACUCCGGCAAGGUCAUGGUCUCCCGGUGGAGGGCCACAGACCAGGGUAGCAAGCCGCACGUCGCCUUCUCCUCCGCGUCCUCCUCUGCCUCUUCUUCCGUCUCCGCGUCGUCAUCAUCGGGCGCGGUCCGCAGAGCAGGGAGCAAGACCCCCCUCGCCCAGGCUCGAACCUGUCCCCCUCUCCCGCCCGAGAUGUCCGUCCGCAACGUCUUCCGUGAUCGCAUCUUCGCCUUGUUCGCUGAGCACAACCUAUCCGCUACCGAUGCCUCGCUCGAGUCUGCUAGUGAUGCCGUGUGGCAGUCUUUCGGCCAGCGCAGCGACUGGUUGGUGCGCAUACUCAACCUGCCCGAGCUGACACCGAGCCUCGAGGACUCGCUGCUGGCCGCCUGCAUGGCGAUUCUGGGUCGCCGAAUGAACCGCCCAGCCCUUACGCGGGAAAGCCAGCGGCUCUAUGCCAAGGGCCUGUCGGCCAUGCGCCGCGAAGUCAACCGCAAGUCGACCCCGGCCAACGAGCAGAGCCUCGCUGCCUGCCUGACCCUGAUGCUGUACGAGAUCUCCGAGUGCCCCGGCGACUCGCCGAACGGGUACAUGGUGCACUACCGGGGCGCGAUGGAGCUGAUGCGCAUCCGGGGCCCCGCCGCUCACCAGUCCGGACUCGCCCACAGCGUCUUCCAGCUCCUGCGGCUGCACAGCGUCUUUCAGAAUAUCAUCUGGAACAGCACGAACUUCCUCACCCAGCCCGACUGGCGCGACGUGCCCUGGGACCCGCGCCCAGAGAGCAAAGCACCGUUUGACCUUCUCCUAGACAUCCUGCUUGGCCUCCAAGACCUAUCUCUACGGCGCCAGGCGCUAGAGCGAAGGUUGAAGGCCAAGGAGGACCUCCGGCGCACCCUCCUAGACGGCCUCGAGUGCGUCCGUGAAGGUCAGAGGACAGAGGCUGUGCUCGAGGCCUGGUAUGACCGCUUCAAGGCUCUGGCACCCGGCGCGCUGUACCACCCCGAGUUGUCGCAAAUGGACAGCGUGGUCGACAGUCCAGAGACGGGCAAGCUAUUCCCCGUCGUCUUCCGCUUCCCCAACUUCCUUGUCGGCCAGACCAUGAUGUACUACUGGAUCGCUCUGAUGAGCGUGCAAGCCCACUGGUGCUUCACGUACGCCACACUGGCGCAGCUUUCACGGGAGCUCGAUUCCGUGGGUCGGGGCAACCUCGUGUGCACCUGCGCGGGUGUGUUGGAGCCCGUCGUGACGUGCUUGCGGCACUUCGCCAUGCGUCUGCUGCCGCCACUUGGGCACCGAGAGGAGUGGCCCACGGGGCCGGCAUAUCAUGUCUGUCAAAGCAUCGAGUACUUCCUCCUCCGCCACGUGCGGCCGAUUGGCCCAGCGAGCGCGAUCCCCGGCUUGUUGCUGGUCAAGGGGUACUGGUUGUUCGCGCCGGGCGACAUGAGUCGGGAGAUUACGUGGGUCAACGAGAUGUUGUGCCGCGUACGCGCUGGUGGCGGAAGCAUAGCAGGGCCUCUGGUGCGCCUGAGGAUGGAUGGAGGGGGACUGACUAUUGUCGACUAGGUAACUGUACUAGUAGUGCGAUGGCCACACAAUCCCGGUACUCACCGUCGCUCUUCCUCGCUGAAAUUAGUUUGUCGCAAGCGAGGUUCAGUUACUUACCCAGAGAGGUCGGCCGCGAACUCCGGGCCCCCCUCGGUUGCCCAGACCUUAAUGCGAUACCAAGUGUAAUUUUGCUCAGCCG